Messenger RNA from Oncorhynchus mykiss (rainbow trout), 10666 nucleotides. Lineage: Eukaryota; Metazoa; Chordata; Actinopteri; Salmoniformes; Salmonidae. The record is from RefSeq and is a predicted model, not a curated record.
UCUCUCGACCGCGAGACGCUCGGACGCGUCGCGUUUUAGUCGCUGUAGCUACGCGCUAGGCAAGACAAGCAGUAUGGCGGAAGAAGAGAGUGAAUUUGAGUUAGAAGGUUUUAAAAAAGAAUUGAAUAGUUUAUUUAUCAGUAGUUCAAGUGAAGAAUACGGACUUCAAAGCAAGUUAUAUUGUGUACGGUUCUGUAAGUUGGUGGAGGUGUAUUCAGGACGAUGGCAGGUACCCUUGCCACAGCUGCAGGUGCUCCAGACUGCUCUAUGUUCCUUUGUCCAAGCCUCGGCCUGCUUCCCGUCUGACUGUGAACAUGUAUGCUACACACUGAGUAGCCUUGCCCUGAGUGCUUUUGAGCUCUUGCUGUUUUUGAACAGAAAUAAGAUCCUGCAGGAUCCCUUGAAAACAAUCCUUGAUUCGUUCCAGGAAUGUUUUUCCCAGCUGGAGAGACACCAGAACAUCCACCUGCUGCAGGUGGGACAGAUCAUCAGAGAGAAGGGACCGUGGACCAACCCCAUACUGCAGGCCAUCCUGAAGGACUCACAACUGCCCCGGGAUGAAGUGGACCGGUACCUAAGCUCAGAGGUGCCAGUGUUCUUUGAGCUGCGUGUUCGUUACCUGCUGUCCAGUGAGAUGUUCACCGAGGCGGUGGUCUUGGCUAAGACCUGCUCUCAGCACCCCGUUGCCGGGCGACACCUGUUCUUCCGACAGGCCUACCUCACCUGUCUGUUGAAGGCGUCGCUCCCUCGCCAUAUGCACGAAGAGAUGUCUGACAUUGACGGUAAGGACGCUGUGGAUAUCGUGUGUAACACAGAGAGUGAGGAGAGCGACGAGACGCUCCUGGCCCUCUGCACAGCCUUCCUCUCUCAGCAGCUACACCGGGGAGACAUGUACUGCAUGUGGGAUUUGGUGUUCAUAUGGAGUCGACUCCGCCUGCGGGUCAACCCCUCCAAACAGGCCUUCCUGGAAGAGAGUCAUCGGUUGCUGCUGUCUGCCACCAACAUCAGAUCCAUAUUCUCUUUCAUUAGAGUGAUCCUUGCAGAGCUGGGAAAGGAUGGUCUCCAGUUCUGUGUGGAGCUCUGCACCCACGCCCUCCAGACGAACCCCUGCGACGCCGCCACCAAGUCCCUCGUCUACAAGACGGUAGCCUACCUCCUCCCCAACGACCUGGAGGUCUGCCGGGCCUGCGCCCUCCUCGUCUUCUUCCUGGAACGCACCGUGGAGGCCUACAAAACGGUGUUCCUCCUCUACACGCACCCCGACCAGGAGUACCACGUCGAAGCCGGUCCCAUCGGGAACCACAUCCGCUUUGAGAUCCUCCAGACCCUGAAGAGAGGUCUCUACUUCGAUCCAGAGUUCUGGAACCUUUUGAAUCUCCGGACCAACUGCCUGAAGCUGAUGAGCGAGAAGAAGGCGGCGUUGGCGAGGAUGAUGAUGGAGGAGGAGGAUGAUGGGUGGGUGUCCAACUACUGCAGCACCGCCACCAAAGAGCCCUGUUGCAGCUGGAGCGCUGACCUGUCGGAGCGUGUGCAGCCUAAACAUGUAGAGACUAAACCGGUACAGAAACACGUUCAGAUUAAACCCUUUCAUCAGGUAACAGCGCCCAAAAGGCGGUUCCAAAAAGAAGAGAAGAAUCACGUUUCGACGGCGCCGGUGGCAGCCAAACGUGUCAAAGCUCAAAGGUUGGAAAAAAACUCUGUUGUCGAGUCGCAGCGGCUGCCUGUUAAUCAUGUGACGCCGGCGAUGGCGAAGACUGAGAAGCUGGCUGAACCCCCUGUUGGCGAGGAACAACCUGUUAUAAAAAGAAGAGGGAGGAAGCCUGGGCCGAAGCCGGGACCGCGGUCAUCCGUCAAAACAACAGAGCCCCCAGUCGAGACCACCUCUGUCAGACGGUCCUUCAGACAACUGGACAUGGCGCAGGAGAACCUGGCCAGGCAAGUCGGUCACAGACCACAUAGGCACAUGACCAGACUCUCGGAGAAGAAACCUCCUAAACGGAGGGGUAGGAAACCCCGGUGGCUCCUGGAGGGUACGUUCCAGGCUGAGAACAGUGCUCCCCGGAAGGGUCGCCGACCGGGGAGGAAACCUACACAGCAGAAGACCCAGCAGACACCAGUGGACAAGACCAAUAAGACCUCUCGGUCUGGUGCCACUGUCAAGGAAAGCACAACCAAACAAAAGAAUGCUGUGACCUCACAAAAUAAAAUGGCGGCCGCUCGUCUAACAGCUUCGAGGGAACAGGAAGGUAAACGUCAGAAGGAGAUUCCCGCUACUAACCACCUACCAGUAGUAUCUCCUGCUCAUGACUCAAAGCUGGAGGUCUCCCUACCUGACAAUGAAGUAUUUGGGUUCUUCCAUGAGGAUUAUCUCAGUAGGCAAGGACUGGUGACUCUAAACUGUGAUAAAUCUAAGGCACCAAUCCAGGCACAGUAUCGGGUGAAGGACAGACUCGGAGAGGUGUUUCUCCUUUCCGCUCAGAACGCCAGUCUCUUCAUAGAGCAGUUGCACAACUACGCCCAGACGCCUAAGGCGGAAGGUGUCACGUUGAACACCGAAACCUGUUUGUUGAAAGCGACAGAUGUCCGUCCCUCCCUGAACCAAAGUUGUCUGCCGGUGCCGUGUGACGCUUCAAGGGUAUUUUACCAGACGUCUGCAGUGGAAAUGGAAGUUGAGGUCUACUCACAAACUGUCACUGCUACAGACAUGACUUUCACACCACAAGGUGGCGCUGUCGAACACAUCGCAAGUCCCAAGGAGGACGGAUUCUCUACCGAUGCUCAGCAAACAUGUAUUCCAUCUGUUCUCUCAGUGAAUGUAAUUGUUCCUAAUAACACAAGAAGAACAAAUACAUAUGUAACUAAUGUUCCAAGAGAACCAACGGAAGUUACGAAUAUUCCAAAAAAGCGAACCGCUUCUGAAGUCGGGGAGAUUCUAGAAUCGUCCAGGAAGUCCGAAGUUACCGACAUUCUGAAAGAGGCUAUGGAUAUAGCGAACAUUGGUGUGGAUGAAGCAAUGGUGGGGGACACUGGCAGCGUCCCUGGAAAGGAAACUCGGGAGCUAGUUGUUCUUACUCCUUUCUGCUGGCUGGCUAAUACCUCAAUGGAUGCGUUUGCUAGAGAGUUUGAAAAGUUUGCCAAGGCUCCGGAUUCUGACGUUGUCGCAAAGCAGCAGUCGGUGACACCACAGACCACAGAUGGUGUCUCGCGCGAAACGUUUGAGACGACAUCGUCAACGGUGACACCACAGUCUCCAAAAGUCAUCACUACGGCCGUCACAGACCCAGUGGUCCUUGAGGACACUUCGAAAAUAACCAAAGUCACCCCACAGGACACUACAGACAUCCAGGAAAACAUGGACACUAGACACACCCAACUGGACAUUAAAGCUACCUCACAAAACGCGGAGCCGGAGGAUAUCCCAAUGGCCGCUGAGAGCUUCCCACGGCUCACUGAUGAGACCCGGCAGCUUGAGCACCCUGUGGACUCGACACAGGACAAUGACACCCCUCAGUUCACUGAAGACCCCCCACAGAAUACACAGGACAUAAGACUACUCGCAGAGGACACCCUGAAAGUCACUUUCACCGAGGUCACCCCACAGGCUACUGAGGACCGCACAAAAGCCACCGUGGAUACUCCAGAGGCUGUGGACACACUACCACAGAACAUAGAGGAGGACAGCUCGGAGGGAAUUGAGGAUAGCCGGGAAGUUACUGUAGACAGCCGGGAAGUUACUGUAGACAGCCAGGAAGUUACUGUAGACAGCCAGGAAGUUACUGUAGACAGCCAGGAAGUCACUGUAGACAGCCAGGAAGUCACUGUAGACAGCCAGGAAGUCACUGUAGACAGCCAGGAAGUCACUGUAGAUACCUCUGAGCACAUUGAGGACGCCCUACAAAUACAAAACACUGCAGACACCCUACAGCUCACAGUGGAUGCCCCAAUGGUCUCUGAAGAGUUCACCAAGGACACACGUGGUGCCACACGGAACAAUGGGGACACGCCACAGCUCCAUGAGGACACACCGGUCACUGAGGACACACUAAGAGUCCCCGAAGAGACGUCACAGGAACCCAAAGACCCCUCAAAGGUCAGCAGAGAUACCCCGAUGGUCUCUGAGGACACACUAAGAGUCCCUGAAGAGACGUCACAGGAACCCAAAGACCCCUCAAAAGUCACUGAAAACUCUCCACAGAAAACACAGGACACCCCAAAAUUCACAAAGGACAACCCAACUGUCUCUGGGGAUAUCGGACAAACUCCUGGAGAUGGCUCCCCACAGGAAAAUGAGAACAGCCCACUGGCAUAUCGCUGUAGUCUCUGCAACAAGGUUUUCAAAGGCAAACGUGUUAUAGCCCACGCCAUGUACCACUUCCGCAGGGACCAAUGUAUGUUCUGUAGGAUGCUGUUCAAAAACGACCUGCUCGCUAUGAUGCAUCUGUCCCAACACAUCGACAAGUUGAAAAAAGGAAACCUACCACCUGAUAUUGAGGAGGUCCGUGAGAACUGUAAAGCUGGGAUGUCAGACACGCCUGGACGCUCAACGCAGAGGGGGAGACGGGGACGCAAGAGGAUCCCUGUAAACUCCACCGAGUCAACACCUCCGGAUUACAGGAAGCUACGGUCGACCAAUAGGAUCUCCUCUAUAAACUCCUCGGAGUCAACUCCACCGGAUCGCAGGAAGCUACGGUCUAACCCUAAUCUACUGUCGACCAAUAAGCUAUCAACUGACUCUCAACCUUCACCAGAUACUAAACUUGCAACAGAAGAGUCUGAAGGCAAGCAGUCGACACAGAGGGUCAAUGGACAGAGGGGCAGAAGACGAGUUAAGGUUGAAGGAACUGAGGGUGAUGGUGAUACUCAGGCAGAGGAACAAGAAAAGAUCAGUAGGAGGCAAGAGGAGGAGCACUCGGCUCUGGAACAGAGGGAGGAACCCGUGGAGAUCGCUACUUCUCUGGUGAAGACAUCGACAGGUGAACAAGGGGGAACCUGCUCCUCUCCUCUGACAACGUUUUUGGAAGAAGGGGAGAAACCCUGUUCCUCGGCAAAGAUCAUGGAGGUCAACACAGAAUCUCAGGCUGUAUCGGUAACACAGGACAGGCUUUCAGUUUCACCUCUAGAGACCUCAGUUCAGGGUAAGGAGACCCCCGGAAGCUGCCCUGUGGAGGGAUGCACAGAGAUAUUCACUGGAAAACGGCGUUCUCUCCUCGGACAUAUUCUGGACGAUCACCGCGGCGACGCCAAACCCUUGGAAACGACGUUCCGUCACGGGAAUGGCAAAUGCAAUAUUUGCCAGAAACAUGUUUUGACUUUGCAGCAUUACCAGCACCACAUUUUAUGGCACAAAGGAAUUCCCAGGCAUCCCUGUCUACAUGAUGGAUGUAAAGCCCGGUUCAGUGCAGCGACAGAAAUGAGGAACCACGCGAAGACCCAUCAGCCGCUCCUGGCAGUGUGCUGCUUCCCAGGUUGUCGGGAGCGCUUGGCUUGUCUUCCGGAGCUGAACCGCCACGAACAAGAACACUAUCGUCUUCCAAAGGAAGGGAAGGAUGAAUCCGUUUCCUCUACCCUUGUCACCAAUACCACCUCUGUUAACGUGAUUAAACCGCGUAAGACGGGGAGGAAUAAGCUACAGGAGAUGCAGGGUGUAAAGAGACGAUGGCCUCUUAGAGAAAAGGAGGGAUCGGCAACGGACCUCACUACUACUGUAAAGGUAACCAGGAAGUAUGACUUGACCAACACGUUAAAGAGAACGCAGGUCGUAAAGAAACGGCAUGUUCAUGGAGAUCCUCGUACUACUGACCCCUCUACCGUCUCUGUAAAGGUAACAAAUACGUUGAGGAAAUUGCGGGCUAAGAGGAAACCGUGUGUUGGUAAGAAAAUGGACGCUCCAACCACUCCCGUCACCACGUCCAAUGAAAAAGCGGAGCAAGCGAGCAAGAAGUUAAAGAUGAUUCAUAAGGUGAAGAAAGCGUGGGAUGUAAAGAGACAGAACGUUAGCGAAGACGAUUAUACCCCAACUGGUCCAACCACCUCCACCACCACUACCGCCACUGAAAAAGUUACCAAAAAGCUAAAAAUCAUAAACAAGUUGAAGAAAAUGCGAGUGAUUAAGAAACCGAACGUUAGCAAAGAAAAGGAUACCCAACUGGAUCCAGCCACCGACACAAAAGUGACAGAAAAGUUAAAGAAAACGCAACUUGUGAAGAAACCGAGUGUUGGAAAAGACCCCAGGAAGAUGUCAAACGUUAGCACAGACGAGGACAACCCCCCCCAACCUGUUCCUCCCACCGUCACGCCGAAAGUCACCGAGAAGUUACCCGUGGUGACCGAGAAGUUAAAGAAAACACAAGUUCUAAAGAAACAAAGAGUUAUCAAGGAACCCAAGAGGCCCGUUAGCAAAGAACCCAGGAAGACCUCCAGAAAACCUGUGAAGUCCAAGACCUCUGGUCCAGAGAAACAUGUUCAUGAAGUCACAGAAGUGGUAGGAAGUAAAUCAAAGGAAGAAGAUGAUAAACCGUUGGUGGAAACAUCAGACUCAUCAACAGCUAGCGAUGUCUGUGACCAGAAGAUGGUUAACGGACACGUAAAGGACCUCCCUAAAGAAUCGCCAAAAUACCAGAGGAGUCUUAAAACAAGUACAGUUUCCAAAUCCAAGAAAUGUGACCCACGAAACCAUAAACCUGCUACUCCCAAACCCCCUACAAAUACUCCCAAACCCCCUACAAAUACUCCCCAACCCCCUAUCAAGGAGGAAGCGAAAAACUCAACUUUCUUUGGGAAGAUUAACAACAGGCCAUACAUCCGGCCGCCACCCACGGCUUACCUAGACGAGCGGUACACCACCAUGCCAAAACGCAGGAAAGAGAUGUCCUGGACCCCUCGCUUCUCUCCGACGCGCCCGGACCUCGUGGUGGAGGCGUCGGGGACCACGGCGACACCGUCCGUCCGUAGGCAGCGCUGCGCCAAGUGUUUCUUGUCCUUCGACAGUGGAGAAGAGUUGCAGACGCACGUCUCGCUGAAGAAGUGCGCAACCCUUUUCGGCUUCGACUCAGACGAGGACAGUAGCUCGUGAAAGCUGAUAGACAAGAGGACAUGUUUGGAUGUGCUGCUCGGGAAGGGGGGGUGUGGGGGCUGUUGAACCCCCCCUCCAAAACCUGCUAGGAGUGUUGAACCCCUUUCGACCCUGCUACCUCACUGAGGGGCGACCAGGGUUUACAGGACUCUGACAUGACUUGCUGGCUAGUCUGGGACAGCCGUGCCAGGCCUCCCCUUGUGACUGAGGCUGGCAAUCUGAGGCGGCUACAACAGGAGACGCCUCUCAACCCUGCUCCCCUUUUAUUAUUGAAGAGGAUUCCUAAAGCGUUAACUCUUUUUUUUUUUACAUGACUUGCUGACUAGCCUGGGAUGUGACUGAAGUUGGCCCGGUUGGCUACAGCAGAAGACGGAGAACAGUAAAAGGGUUGUGACCAUUUCUUCCAUGUUCUGUCUCCCAUGGUCAUAGGAGUGACCUUUGAACCCUGACCUCAAAUCCACAAAGUUCAAAGGGGUCUUUUGGGCUGACCGAUUUUUUUUUUGAUUCGUCGACCAGGAAGCGUCUCUAAACUAAAGCCUUGAAGGACUUAUGAGGCGGACGCUAUGAGGCCUGGCCUGGAUAGUUAAUAUAUUCUUAGUUUUUUUUAUUUGUUUUCGACCGUAUUUACUUUGGACUGAAGAAGUGCCUGGAAUCCAACCUGCCACUUCCUGCUUCUCUUCUAUUGGUCAAUGGUCCAGGGGUUUCCUCCCAAUUUGGCAUCUUAUUCCCUCUAUAGUUGCACUACCCUAUGUGAGCCCUGGUCAAAAGCAGUGUACUAUUAAAAGGGAAUCAUUUGGGCCACGGAGACUCGUUGCCGGGGUCAAGGAGUGACUCUUGAAGAUGUGAGAACUGAUGUUAUGCAGGGAUGUUAACUAUACAAAAUGUUCAAAUAUUUAACACACUAAAAAAAAAUUUUUUUAUUGCUCAUUGCUUUGCACUUGUCACUUAAACCCAAAACCCCCCUAGUGAGUUUAACAGUCAAACUGCCAAGGGGGAAAGAGGCUCCUAAACCCCCCUAGUGAGUUUAACAGUCAAACUGCCAAGGGGGAAAGAGGCUCCUAAACCCCCCUAGUGAGUUUAACAGGCAAACUGCCAGGGGGAACGAGGCUCCUAAACCCCCCUAGUGAGUUUAACAGUCAAACUGCCAGGGGGAAAGAGGCUCCUAAACCCCCCUAGUGAGUUUAACAGUCAAACUGCCAGGGGGAAAGAGGCUCCUAAACCCCCCUAGUGAGUUUAACAGGCAAACUGCCAGGGGGAACGAGGCUCCUAAACCCCCCUAGUGAGUUUAACAGUCAAACUGCCAAGGGGGAAAGAGGCUCCAAAACCUCUUCUAUGGAUUAUAGGUCUACGGCCCACAAUGCAACAACGUGUAUAUUUAAAUAUCGUGUUGUUAGGCAACCGGUAACUGUCCAAAUAAAGGAAACCCUUGAGUAAAUGAGGGGAUACAGAAGUUUUGUAUAUGUGUGGGGUGCCAUUUUCCAGGCAUGGUCCAGGUCCACUUGUAGAAUUUAUGCCAAGGUGCAUUGAAGCUGUUCUGGCAGCUCGUGGUGACACGACACCUAUUUAAGACAUUUAUGUAGGUGUUUCCUUUAUUUUGGCAAUUACAUGUAUUUGAUCAAAUUUUAACCAGUUAUUAUGAUUUAUUUUUAUUUUUUUUACUAUUGAUCCUCUGUGACUAAAUUCUGUUCAUUGAGAGCAUGCUCCUGUGAUUGGAUAUUUUUUUUACAACUCAAUAUUAUUUUAUAUAUAUAUAUUUUUUUGCCUCUUGGGCCCCAUAUGGGCUUGGGGUCCAGCCCCUGACUCACACCAAUUGACCCUUCACAUUUAUUUAUUAUGCAGUUUAUUUUAUUAAAUCAGUUGACCAAUCAAGGCAGGGCCCCGCCCAGUUACCCAAUCAAGGCAGGGCCCCGCCCAGUUACCCACGUGGAUGCCCCUGCCUCCUCUUCUCUCCCCCUGUCUGAUAAUUAGCAGAGCGGCAGCAGGUUGUCUAAAACUCAUUGACAGCGGGCUCCUGAUUCCUCCUGUGGUUGGCGGUUGCAGUAAAAUAAAUAAAAAUAUCUCUAUCUAAUAUAUACUGUAUAGAAGUGUCUUGGGCCCCCCCCCCCCCACCUCCCCCACAGGCCUGGGCCUAGGGGCUUCAGCCCCGGUAAGCCCCUGCAUUAAUCCGGCCCUGUAUGUAGGGAACAGGUUGCCAUUUGAGACCAUUGUGUCUGCAAUGUGUCUUUCAUUUCCAUAUUACCGCUUAAAUUUACUAUAAUACAAACAACAUGUUAGCCAUCAUGGCUAAACAACAACAACAUCAACAACCUGUUUGAACAUAUUAGCCAUCAGGACUAAACAACAACAACAACCUGUUUGAAGCCAUCAGGACUCAACAACAACAACAACAACAACCCGUUUGAAGCCAUCAGGACUAAACAACAACAACAACAACAACCCGUUUGAAGCCAUCAGGACUAAACAACAACCUGUUUGAAGCCAUCAGGACUAAACAACAACCUGUUUGAAGCCAUCAGGACUCAACAACAACAACAACAACAACCUGUUUGAAGCCAUCAGGACUCAACAACAACAACAUCAACAACCUGUUUGAAGCCAUCAGGACUAAACAUCAUUCCAUAUUUAAAAUGGACUCUUCAUCUUUUCUUUCUGUAAUGUAAUCCAUAUUAUAGUUUAAUGCACAUUUUAAGUUUCCCUCUUUGUAUAUCUGUCUGGGAUGAGUUGACGCGAUGUCAGUCGGUCUCCACACAACCAGAACUACGCUGUCAGCUGUUGUUCAAUGUAUGUCCCUGUCCCAAACGGUUCCUUGUGUACUACUUGGGACCAGGGGCCCCAUUUGGGUUAACUAUAAGGAAUAGGCCAGGGGCCCUAUUUGGGUUAACUAUAAGGAAUAGGCCAGGGGCCCCAUUUGGGUUAACUAUAAGGAAUAGGCCAGGGGCCCCAUUUGGGUUAACUAUAAGGAAUAGGCCAGGGGGCCCAUUUGGGUUAACUAUAAGGAAUAGGCCAGGGGCCCCAUUUGGGUUAACUAUAAGGAAUAGGCCAGGGGCCCCAUUUGGGUUAACUUUAAGGAAUAGGCCCGGGGGCCCAUUUGGGUUAACUAUAAGGAAUAGGCCAGGGGCCCCAUUUGGGUUAACUAUAAGGAAUAGACCAGGGUGCCACUUGGGACUCAUAUUUUAUAAAAAGAGGUUAGGAACUUGUUACGUGUAUUAAUCUGACCCAUCUGUCCCCAACCAACAACGCUGCGUUCAGAAACCAGUGUAUUGAUAUUGUCUAUUGCUCAACACAUGGACGAGACUAAACGCUUCUAUGAGCUUCUGACAUCACUUCCUUUUUUUUUUUUUUUUUAAAGAUGAAUCUAUUGUGAUGUCAGCGAGGCGGCAGCCCACCGGGCGGUGACUGACUGUUCUACUGAACCCAACAGAACAGUGGCAGCAGGUGUAAUGUAUUAUUCACAUGGGGUUUUUCUAUUUGGCUCCUGUAAAUAUGUGAAGAGUUCAAAUGGCUUAUUAUUUACUGGGUGUUUUGAAACGGGUUUAUUAUAUAUCAUCAAGUUCUUGGUGUAAAAUAAUAAAAACACAUGUUAUUAAACUGGUA